This is a messenger RNA of Cyprinodon tularosa, 3102 nucleotides long. It is a transcript of the gene coq8ab, whose product is annotated as coenzyme Q8A, genome duplicate b. Lineage: Eukaryota; Metazoa; Chordata; Actinopteri; Cyprinodontiformes; Cyprinodontidae. Gene Ontology annotation, molecular function: kinase activity. Gene Ontology annotation, biological process: ubiquinone biosynthetic process. The record is from RefSeq and is a predicted model, not a curated record. Gene Ontology annotation, cellular component: extrinsic component of mitochondrial inner membrane. The transcript has 15 exons. The coding region runs from base 349 to 2121 and encodes 590 amino acids.
UCGGGGUCCGCCCCGCGCGGACACGUCAGCGGGUACACGCGGGCACACGCAUCCAGAGAACAACUGUCAGUGAAUGCGGGCUGGUUGAUAGUCGCUCCGCUCCCAAACUUUGACCCUUUGUCUGGUUUUUGUUGAAUCGGUUUUUAUGUCCCGCUGCAGAGUGUCUCCCUCCGCGCUGUCUCACAGGAGUCUCUCUUUCCUCCGUCAGGAAUUGUCAGGUCAAACCGAGGUAGAUAGACGGACAGAUAGACAGAGGGGCAGCAGUUGCACAAUGCUGGCUGCUCUGCAUGCUCUCUGAGCUCAGACGACGUGUUUAGAUCAGCUUCUAGUGCUCUACAGGGUAACAUCAUGACAGGGGACAUAGUGGUGCUGAGGGGUCUGAGCUGGAUAAAACAGGCAGCCAGCAGAGCCCCAGCAAGCAGCCUGAGCAGCCCCAACAACCACAGACUGACUUUCAACAAAGGGAUGGAAAGCAGCAUCCAAAGAGCCACAGCGAUGCAUUACCACAGAUAUUCCGCCGCAGGCAGCUACUUCAGCGCCGGCUUAGCUGGGAGGGUGAAUAACGGUGACAGGACGUGUAGCGGGAGAUCCGGCGCCAAACACACCAGGUUCCACAGGAACUGGUCAGGCCAGCUGUACGCCGGACACACGCGCCUGUUUCACCAGGAAAACUCCACGGUGGGACGGCUGACGGCGGAGGAUAUCGAAAAAGCAAGAAGCGCAAAGAAAAUUGAAGCGAAGCAAUAUAAACAAGUGCUGAGUGAAAAUGCUCGGGAGAGGAAAGUGCCCGUCACACGGAUAGGAAGGCUGGUUAACUUUGGAAGUCUGGCAGUUGGCCUCGGGAUUGGAGCCAUUGCAGAUAUGGCUAAGAAGAGUCUGAAACUCAAACAGCAAGGUAACAAAAAGGCCGUCCUGGAUUCCAACCCCUUCCUCUCUGAAGCGAACGCUGAAAGAAUCGUUCGGACGCUUUGCAAAGUUCGCGGAGCAGCUUUAAAACUCGGCCAAAUGCUCAGCAUUCAAGAUGAUGCUUUUCUCAACCCUCAGCUGGCUAAGAUCUUCGAGCGUGUCCGACAGAGUGCAGACUUCAUGCCCACCAAACAGAUGAUGAAAACAAUCACCAAUGAUCUGGGCCCAAACUGGAGAGACAGUCUUGAGUACUUUGAAGAGAAGCCGUUUGCAGCCGCCUCCAUCGGUCAGGUGCACUUUGGGAGACUGAAGGACGGCAGAGAGGUGGCCAUGAAGAUUCAGUACCCUGGAAUUGCAAAGAGUAUCAAGAGUGACGUGAAUAACAUCAUGACUGCUCUGAGCUUGAGCAACGCUCUGCCUGAUGGGUUGUUUCCUGAGCAUCUCAUUGAGGUCAUGAGUCGAGAGCUGGCUUGGGAGUGCGAUUACAUAAGGGAGGCAAACUGUGCCAGAAAAUUUCAGCAGCUGCUGAAGGAUCACCCCUUCUUCUAUGUGCCCGACGUUAUCGACGAGCUCAGCAAUGAGCGUGUCCUCACCACAACGCUGGUGUCUGGUUUCCCUCUGGACAAGGCUACGGACCUUUCUCAGGAGCUCAGGAACGAGAUCUGUGAGCAGAUUCUGAUUCUGUGCCUCAGGGAGCUGUUUGAAUUCAGAUUCAUGCAGACCGAUCCCAACUGGUCCAACUUCUUCUAUGAUCCUCAAAUUCAUAAGGUCGCGCUGCUGGACUUCGGAGCGUCGCGUGGAUUUGACAAGAAAUUCACAGACACAUACAUUGAGAUCAUUAAAUCGGCUGCAGAUCAGAACCGAGAAGGAGUGUUGCUCAAAUCCAGAGAGAUGAAGUUCCUCACAGGAUAUGAGACAAAGUCAAUGGAGAACGCCCACGUAGACGCGGUGAUGAUCCUCGGCGAGGCCUUCAACUCCGAGCAGCCCUUCGAUUUCGGGGAGCAGAGCACCACCGAGCGCAUCCACAGACUCAUCCCAGUGAUGCUGAGGGAGCGCCUCACGCCGCCGCCGGAGGAAACCUACUCCCUCCACAGGAAGAUGGGGGGAUCCUUCCUCAUCUGCUCCAAACUUAAAGCUAAAAUCUCCUGCAAGAACAUGUUCCAGGAAGCAUACAGGAACUACUGGAAGGACGGACACCCUGACUCCAAACCAUGAAGACUCUGUUUCUUUUUUCUUUUUUUUUAUAAAAAAGCCUGUUUCAUUAGGAUUCUUUUUUUUGUGUAUCAUGUUGAACAAUCAAGUCUAAAAUGCUCUGUUACCAUGCUUUUUUUUUUACAACUGAAGGUCUGCACUGACCCUCAUUUCAAACUGUUACAAGGUAAAAACAAACAUAAAUAGCAGCUAUUGCUUUUUUUGACUCCAGGACUUCCCCUCCCCCCCAACUAACCUUGUUUUUCGUCUCUGUAAUGAUUGAGUAGUUUGAAAGUAACUGGAUAUGUUGUGCGUACUGUAUAACCUCAUUAUUAUGUGCCUAUAUCGCCAUGAGGGACUAUACUCUACUUGAGCAGGGCUGCCAUGGAGAAUAAAACACAGCAUUGAACCCAAAACCCAAGGGUUGUAAAGCAGAAGCUGAAAAAAGUGUGACAAUAGCCCAAAUAUGUUUAGUGACAAGUGCAAGCGUAAUUCUUUAGCAAUUUAAAGGCUGUGUUACAGAGUUAUUCAGCUUUAUCUAAAGUGAAAUUAGCAGAAAUAUAUGGAUCUUAAAUGUCCCCUCUAUAAAAAAUAUAUUUAAACAUUUUGAAUUUAAGCCAAAUUAAUGAAUGAAUUAAAACAUCUUGUAUAAAAUAAACAUUUCCAAGAUGGCAGCCCCUGUUGCUUAGCUGCAACUUGUUAAACACAAUGAAAACAAAGUGAAAAUAGAAUGAAAAGUCUGUGCUUUAAUGGAUUUCAAUGGUGCCUUAUGGUAAAGUGAGUGAGACUCACAGAUGACUGUUUUAAUUCCUGUUUUUGCCGACUUCUAAGGGUUUGUCAGCUCUAAUUCUUCCAGAGUGGGUCGGUUUAUAACAGUCCUCUGAGAACAUGACUGUAAAUAAGGCUUCAUUUCUCAUAUCUCUCAAACUGUUUCCAUUGGUCUUCCUCUUUCUGAACUCCUGCCUGUGACUCAGUUGCAGAACAAUAAAAAGGAAGUACCACUUC